AUGCACACAGCAAGUGCUCUAGUACGAAAUACUGUGCUUUUUAAUCCUGCUUUAAGACCAUCGUCACAAAUAAAUAAAAAUGUAACAAAAAUUGCAUCAUAUUUACAUCGUAGACCGGUGGAACGGAGAUUGUUAAGCAGCUUUAAUGUUUUCGGGUAUAACAAUGAAAGAAUUUGUAGUUAUAACAAUGGAUUUCCAUUCAUGAAGCAGGUUUACAAUAGCUGUCAAUAUUCAACUGGUAAUAAAAAUGACACUGAAGAUGAAGAGCCAGCAGUAGAAGUCAAAGAUGAAACUCCGCUAUUCUCAAGUCAAUUACCAGCCACAGUAGCUGUGCCAGAAGUAUGGCCUCAAGUACCAGUGAUUGCAAUCAAUAGAAACCCAGUAUUUCCAAGAUUUAUUAAAUUAAUUGAGAUCUCGAAUCCAGCACUAAUAGAUUUAAUUAGAAGAAAAGUCAAAUUGAAUCAGCCCUAUGUGGGUAUAUUUCUUCGAAAAAAAGAAGAUGAAAAGUCUGAUGUUGUAUCAAGUUUGGAUGACUUGCAUCAAGUCGGAGUGUUUGCCCAAAUACAUGAAAUGCAAGAUAUGGACUAUAGGUUAAGACUUGUUGUAAUGGCACAUAGAAGAAUAAAAAUAACUGGGCAGUUUGUUGAAGAUGAGAUUGAGACUGGACCAGCAGAAAUGAAGCUCAAGUUUCCGGUAUUUAACGUGGAAUUUAACGUUACGCGUGAAGAAUCGGAUGCUGAGCGACGGAGGCGGAAACAUCGCAAUUCGAGACGGCAACGUAACGAAUCCGACACGGAGAAGGAUGUAGACAAGGAGGGUAAGAAACCACCUCCAGACCAGGUCAUGAUGGUGAAGGUGGAGAACAUGAUGCACGAGAAGUUCCAGCAAAAUGAAGAAGUGAAAGCAUUAACUCAAGAAGUGAUUAAGACUAUCCGGGAUAUUAUAAACAUGAAUCCUUUGUAUAGGGAGUCUCUCCAUCACAUGCUAGCGCAAGGCCAGCGCGUGGUGGACAACCCGGUGUAUCUGAGCGACCUGGGCGCAGCACUUACCGGCGCUGAGCCUACAGAGCUGCAGGCCGUGUUGGAGGAAAUGGAUAUACCCAAACGUCUGAUGAUGUCGCUGUCUCUACUGAAGAAGGAAUAUGAAUUGUCCAAACUCCAGCAGAAGAUUGGUAAAGAAGUAGAAGAAAAAGUUAAACAACAACAUCGAAAGUAUAUCCUUCACGAACAAUUAAAGGUAAUAAAAAAAGAGCUAGGUCUAGAGAAGGAUGAUAAGGACGCUAUUGGAGAGAAGUUUCGAGAACGUCUCGCGGACAAGCAAGUGCCUCAAGCGGUGCAAACUGUGAUAGACGAAGAACUGAAUAAGCUCAACUUUCUGGAAAGCCAUAGCUCUGAGUUCAAUGUUACCCGUUGUUACCUUGACUGGCUUACCUCAUUGCCGUGGGGAGUGACGUCAGAAGAGAACCUGAAGCUAGAAGAAGCUCAAGUGAUCCUAGACGAAGACCACUACGGCAUGGAGGAUAUAAAGAAGAGGAUAUUGGAGUUCAUAGCAGUGUCUCAGCUGAAGGGCAGCACCCAGGGAAAGAUAUUGUGCUUCCAUGGACCACCCGGUGUGGGGAAAACUAGUAUAGCCCGUUCAAUAGCCCGCGCGCUCAACAGACAGUACUUCAGGUUCUCGGUGGGCGGCAUGACGGACGUGGCGGAGAUCAAGGGCCACCGCCGCACGUACGUGGGCGCCAUGCCCGGCAAGCUCGUGCAGUGCCUCAAGAAGACCGGCACGGAGAACCCGCUCGUGCUCAUCGACGAGGUCGACAAGAUUGGCAAGGGCGUGCACGGCGACCCCUCAUCAGCUCUGCUAGAACUCCUGGACCCGGAGCAGAACGCCAACUUCCUGGAUCACUACCUGGACGUGGCGGUGGACCUCUCCCGCGUGCUGUUCAUCUGCACCGCUAACGUCGUGGACAUGAUACCGGAGCCGCUUCGAGAUAGGAUGGAGCUUAUUGAUAUGUCUGGUUACGUAGCGGAAGAGAAGUUGGCGAUAGCUCAGCAGUACUUAGUGCCGACAGCACGCAAGAACUGCGGCCUCUCGGAGCAGCAGCUGGAGCUGACGCCGGCGUCGCUGCACGCGCUCAUCAAGUCCUACUGCCGGGAGAGCGGGGUCAGGAAUCUGCAGAAGCAUAUUGAAAAGAUCGCACGUAAAGUGGCCUACAAAAUAGUAAAGCAAGAAGCAGAGAAGAUGUCGGUUACAGAUGAGAAUCUGGCGGAGCUGGUCGGCAAGCCCACGUUCAAGCACGAUCGGAUGUACGACAUCACCCCGCCGGGGGUGGUUAUGGGCCUGGCCUGGACUGCUAUGGGUGGCAGCACUUUGUAUAUAGAAACAGCUCUCCGCAAUACAAUGAAGGAAGAAAAGGUGUCCCAAGGCUCGCUGGAGCUGACCGGACACCUUGGGGAUGUGAUGAAGGAGUCUGCCCGCAUUGCUCUCACCGUGGCCAGAAACUUCCUGGCUGAGCACUAUCCUGAUAACCAGUUCUUAAAUACUAGUCAUCUACACUUACACGUGCCAGAAGGCGCGACCCCUAAGGACGGUCCGUCGGCCGGCGUCACUGUCACCACGGCGCUACUGUCGCUAGCCCUACAAAGACCCAUCCGCCCUCAACUUGCUAUGACCGGGGAGGUCUCGCUCACUGGUCGUGUGUUGCCCGUGGGCGGGAUCAAGGAGAAGAUUAUUGCUGCUAAACGAGUGGGAGUGACGUGUGUGAUCCUCCCGGAGGAAAAUCGCCGCGACUUCGACGAUUUGCCUUCAUUUAUAAGGGAGGGCAUUGAAGUGUACUUUGUUAAUGAAUAUUCGGAUGUGUUCAAAAUCGCCUUCGACCAACAACAGCUAGCUGCGCUCGGAUAUAUCCCUAGAGGAGAGUCGGGAAAGUGCAAUAAGUUUCACACAAUC
This is a messenger RNA of Brenthis ino (lesser marbled fritillary), 2943 nucleotides long. The record is from the annotation of a GenBank genome assembly. NCBI's taxonomy places the organism in Eukaryota, Metazoa, Arthropoda, Insecta, Lepidoptera, Nymphalidae.